Mugil cephalus (flathead mullet) is the source of this 1039-nucleotide messenger RNA. Its product is annotated as beta-galactoside-binding lectin-like. The transcript has 4 exons. NCBI's taxonomy places the organism in Eukaryota, Metazoa, Chordata, Actinopteri, Mugiliformes, Mugilidae. Gene Ontology annotation, molecular function: carbohydrate binding; galactoside binding; laminin binding. Bases 159 to 566 code for a protein of 135 amino acids. The record is from RefSeq and is a predicted model, not a curated record.
GAUGGCGCAGUUCUAUUUGCUGUUGGAGAUGUCGCUCCGGUCGGAGGGAACCUCCCCCUGCUGUAUAAAUUACAGCCUCCAGUGAGGGUGCAGGGAGGCGAGGCCCUGCAGCACUCUCACUUCUUCUCAGCCGGCUGUGACUGACGACAUCUGCAAAGAUGAUGAAAGAUUUGAUCAUCAAGAACAUGUCCUUUAAGGUCGGACAAACACUGACCAUAGUCGGAGUGGCCAAAGCUGAUGCUUCAAAUUUUGCACUGAACAUCGGCCCCAGUGAGGACGAGAUUACGAUGCACAUCAACCCUCGUUUCAAUGCCCACGGGGACGAGAAUACCGUCGUGUGCAACUCCUACCAGGGAGGGAGCUGGUGUGAGGAGCAGCGGGAGGACUGCUUCCCUUUCCAGCUGGGAGAGGAGUUCAAGAUUGCCAUCGAGUUUACCCCUUCAGAGUUCCUGGUGACUUUAUCAGACGGCUCCGUCAUCCACUUCCCCAACCGCAUGGGCGCUGAGAAGUACACAUGUAUCGGCUUUGAUGGCGACGCCCGCGUCAGAAGCUUUGAGAUCAAGUAAAACCUCCAUCCUGCACCAAUUAAUGGAUUGAAAAUCGUCUUUUCCUUUGCGUUUUUUUUUCUAUGACAGCAGGUAACAUACAUAACAUUUAGUGCUCUCAGAAAUUCCUGAGUACAUGUGGAACCAACCUUACAUGCUUAUCACACACACUCAUAGGAUGCAGGAAGUUAGUUUGCUGAAAGCGGAUGCGAGCAGCUACGAGGAUGGGUAGACGAGACAGAAGAGUACAGUCCUCAGAUCUACAGACAGACGUACAUGCAGUAUUGAAGAAAAAUUUAAUGAGGGAACGCUUUUUCUACACAGCUGACAGAGCUACUAACUAAAACCACAGAGUAGCUUCAAGCCAAAGGAGUUCAAUAAAAUGUGAUCAGAUUUUCUUUAAAUGUUUUAGCUGUUUGUUUUGCCAGACAUUCCAGAUUUGUGACUGCUACCCUGUAACAUCAUCUAUUAAAGUGUGUCCUUUUGUGACCAGA